UGGAACAAGUCCACAGUCAGCCGUCCCAUUCGUGUGUCCCCGCCUUGCCUGUUUUGCUCCUCGGCUCGUGACCCAAGGAACGUCCACAAGAAAACAGCCGGAUGCUUGUUCUCGCCGUCGUACUAUCGUUGGGCCGCCUCGUGUGCGCCAACACGGAGGCCUAUGGGUUCCAGAUCCCGAACUACUACGACGUUCCCGGCCACGCCCCUGGCGGGCCCGCCAGCACCGCAAUCGUGCCCCUCAAUCACACUGCGCGGCUUCUCACAGACCACCCCAUUCUUUCCGUCAGCAACUAUUCCACCGCCGAGCUGGUGCUCACGGUGCCCUACGACUUCUCCGGCCUGCCGAAACAAACAUUGUUUGUCCGGUUGAACAACUACCACAACUGCUCGUUCGAGCCAAACGACUUGAUCCACGUCAAGUUGUGCUGGCCGGCAACCACACCCGUCAACUUCAACCUCAGCCACCGCUUCAUCCAGGAGAGGGAGUUUGGCGCCGAGGCCUCGCCGCGCGACACGUUGCACAUCUACCUUGUCAUUGACUACCAGGCCGAUUUCUACCCUGUCGAGCCCAUGCACCACACGAGCUUCGACAUGCUUCUAGCCGUGAGCAAGCUUCCGAACACCGUGCCAAUCCCCAUCGAGCUCUAUGGCGUCAUUGUGUAUGUGGUGGACCUCAUGAUCUUGACUGCAACUGCGCUUCCAUGGAUCCUCCAGCAAUUCAGCAGUUAUAUCGAACUGAUGCAGUGUUAGCGUCGAGCAUUUCGUGUCUCGCAGGAAAAAUAAAAGAGAACGGAGAGAAAAGGGCAACUUUAUCUCGUGGAAUACCGUUUUUUUUUUCUUUUGUCAUGGAAUGUUUCUUCGAAAGGAAAAAGUUGGGUCGGCACGGCCAACACCCACAGGUGCCGCGUGCAUCGGGCAACAAGCGACUGCGAAGCCCGAAAAUGACUCACCCAGCUGCCAAAGCUGCCCGGCCCCUUGCAAAAGAAAAAAAAAAGAAAGA
This is a messenger RNA of Metschnikowia bicuspidata var. bicuspidata NRRL YB-4993, 1002 nucleotides long. RefSeq lists its product as uncharacterized. NCBI's taxonomy places the organism in Eukaryota, Fungi, Ascomycota, Pichiomycetes, Serinales, Metschnikowiaceae. The transcript has a single exon. Bases 102 to 752 code for a protein of 216 amino acids. The record is from RefSeq and is a predicted model, not a curated record.